UCUCCACUCUCAACUUCACUUCACUCACUUCCCCGGCGAAACCCGAAAACAACUCCGUUUGGUGUCGUACACUCCUCAAACGACAAUGCCUAGCCAUGAACGACUCGUCGUUUUGCUCUCCCUCACUACUCUACUUCUCUUCUCCUCCUUCACUCUCACUUCAACGAAGAAAUCCGCUCAAAACGACAAUACCGCCAACGAAAACGACGACGAGGAUCUCAGCUUCCUGGAGGAACCAGACGAAGCUGCCACCACCGCACACUACCACGCCGACUCCAACUUACCAGAUCCCAACGGCGACGACGAGGACCUCGAACUCGACGAAGACGACAACGAUUACGGCGACUUCUCCUCUUACUCCCCCUCGCACUUCGAGGCAGAACAACCGCCGUGGGAUGUGGACGACAAAGACGUCGUCGUAUUGAAGGAACGGAACUUCACGACCGUAAUUGAGAACAACCAAUACGUGAUGGUGGAAUUCUACGCGCCAUGGUGCGGACAUUGCCAAGCGUUGGCGCCGGAGUACGCCGCUGCCGCCACGGAGCUGAAGAACUACGGCGUCGUCCUGGCAAAGAUUGACGCCACGGCGGAGCAAGAAGUGGCGCACGAGUACGACGUUCAGGGCUUUCCCUCCAUCUUCUUCUUCGUCGAUGGAGAGCACAAGCCUUACACUGGCCACAGGACAAAGGAUGGUAUUGUGACUUGGGUUAAGAAGAAGAUAGGGCCUGGGGUGUACAACAUUAGUACGGCGGAUGAUGCCGAACGCAUAUUGACGUCUGAGAAUAAAGUUGUCUUGGCCUUCCUCACCACUCUAGUUGGUUCUGAGAGUGAGGAGCUAGCUGCUGCAUCCAAACUUGAGGAUAAUGUCAAUUUUUAUCAAACUGUGGUUCCUGAUGUUGCAAAGCUUUUCCAUAUUGACCCAGAAGCUAAACGCCCUGCUUUGGUGUUGGUUAAGAGGGAGGAUGAGAAGCUCAGCUAUUUUGAUGGCAAAUUCGUAAAAGCGGAAAUAGCAGACUUUGUAGCCAUCAACAAGCUUGCCUUGGUUACAACUUUCUCAAAAGAAACUGCCCCAUUAAUCUUUGAAAGUAAAAUCAAGAAACAGUUGUUGCUGUUUGUGACUAAGAAAAAUUCAGAUAAGUUUUUUCCAAUUUUCGGAGAAGCAGCAAAACUUUUCAAGGGGAAGCUGGUCUUUGUUCAUGUGGACAUGGACGAUGUAGAUGCUGGAAAGCCUGUAGCAAGCUUCUUUGGCAUCACAGGAAAAGGUCCCAAAGUACUUGCAUAUAUUGGAAAUAAUGAUGGGAGAAAAUUUUUAUAUGAUGGUGAGGUGACUGUUGACAAUAUUAAGGCAUUUGGUGAAGAUUUUCUUCAUGACAAGUUAAAACCUUUUCUCAAGUCAGAUCCAGUUCCAGAAACUAAUGAUGGUGACGUAAAAAUUGUUGUCGGGGAUAACUUCGAUGACAUUGUCUUGGAUGAGUCAAAGGAUGUUCUCCUUGAGCUUUAUGCUCCUUGGUGUGGCCACUGCCAAGCACUGGAACCAACAUACAAUAAACUUGCAAAGCAUCUACGUGGUAUUGAUUCUAUUGUGAUAGCCAAGAUGGAUGGUUCAACAAACGAGCAUCCCAGGAUAAAGACUGACGGAUUCCCCACAAUUCUCUUCUUCCCAGCAGGAAAAAAGAGUUCUGACCCUAUUACUGUCGAUGUGGACCGUACGGUGGCAGCAUUUUAUAAGUUCCUGAGGAAACAUGCAUCAAUCCCAUUCAAGCUCAAGAAACCAACCUCAACUUCUAAAGCAGGUUCUGGUGUCAAGGAUGAACUAUGAGGAGUAGAAUGGCAUUUCUAUUUAUAGUUACUUAGAGAGAUGAUAGCAUAGUUACACAAAUUGCAGGAGGAAUGGAAAAGAAUGCUAGAGAAUUCAGAACUAAGAGGUAACGUGUAUUUGGGGUGAGAAUUUAUUUAUUUAUUAAUUUAUAGAUUGAAAGAACCUUGAAAUCUUAGUAUAUAAUAUGUUCACUUAAAAGGGGUACAAGAAUAAA
Molecule: messenger RNA, 2033 nt
Organism: Arachis stenosperma
Lineage: Eukaryota; Viridiplantae; Streptophyta; Magnoliopsida; Fabales; Fabaceae
Product: protein disulfide isomerase-like 1-4
Exons: 12
Coding region: 86-1819 (577 amino acids)
Biological process (GO): response to endoplasmic reticulum stress; protein folding
Cellular component (GO): endoplasmic reticulum
Molecular function (GO): protein disulfide isomerase activity
Source: RefSeq, a predicted model, not a curated record